AUGUUUUGCAAAGAAGCCUCCUGGCCGGUUUUGCCCACCAGCCGGCCAUUUUUGCCCACCAGCCGGCCAUUUUUUGCCGAGCACCGGCUGUUUUUGCCGGCCGGUGAAGUAGAAGCUUCGGCCGGUCAAUCCAAAGCUUUGGCCGGUGAAGAAAAGCUUCGGCCAAUGAAGGACAACCUGGCUAAUUUUAUGGCCAGUAAAGCAAAAACCUGGGUACAUUACCCCGGCCAAAAGCCCGGCUGGCCUGUUGCAAGCGGUGCAUUGUUGCUAACGGUAGACCUGGACUACUGCGGCCGGAGGCGGCUCUACCGUUUGCAACGGUCAAAAUGCACUCCGGCUGUACCGUUAACAGCGAGGUUUUCCACUGAAUGGGCUCUUUCCAUCCCCCUUGUAGGGGUGCUGGACUGGCUCCAGACCAAGGGCACCAUACCUGGGCCAUCCCAGCAGCCCGCGCUCGCCCAGGUAUUCCCGUACUUCAACCCAUACCAAUUGCCGAGGGACCCAGACGAGUGGACUUCCUUCGACCAAUACAAACCCACGAUGCAAUCGUUUCUCCCCGUGCGGAUUGAGGAUGCUUUCCCCAUCAAGUUCAAUCCGCGAUGGAUCACCGCCCCCCCAAUCCUCAAGGUCUCUGGCAUUGAUGUGACCAUGGCCCUAUUCGACUGCGCCAACGGGGAGUUUGCGAUGGACACGAUGUGCUUGAUGAAGCACAAGUUCAUCAAGUACAAGUGGCUCUGGCCGGUUGGCGUGCCAGAGCUGCGCAAGGUUAUGGACGCGGAAUGGAGCAUCCUUUGGAUGCCGGACGUCCGCCCGCUGCUGGGAGCACCUGGGUGCCUGGUCCAUUGGGCCUUGGAUGGGACUUUGGUGGGCGGGGCCAACAAACAGAACACAAUGGAGGCUGAUGUUGAGGACAAGAAGGACGAGGACAUUGCCUUGGACAAGGACGUGGAGUUGGACCGUGAGCUGGGCUGGUGGUAG
Fomitopsis serialis is the source of this 978-nucleotide messenger RNA. RefSeq lists its product as uncharacterized. Lineage: Eukaryota; Fungi; Basidiomycota; Agaricomycetes; Polyporales; Fomitopsidaceae. The transcript has 5 exons. The record is from RefSeq and is a predicted model, not a curated record. The coding region runs from base 1 to 978 and encodes 325 amino acids.